This is a messenger RNA of Teleopsis dalmanni, 1307 nucleotides long. RefSeq lists its product as uncharacterized. The transcript is spliced from 2 exons. The coding region runs from base 1 to 1086 and encodes 361 amino acids. NCBI's taxonomy places the organism in Eukaryota, Metazoa, Arthropoda, Insecta, Diptera, Diopsidae. The record is from RefSeq and is a predicted model, not a curated record.
AUGUUUCUUAUGCAGACAAUAAAUCAUACCAAAAUAAAAAAUCGUGUAAUAAUUUUUUAUUGCAUUUACACAAUAUCCUUGAGUUUACUUAGUACAUGUAGUGCUGCAACUGAAAAUCUAACAAAUUCAAAUUAUGCAACAUUAACCCACCACAAUGGCUUACCAACUGCACCAGCUACAGCAUCAGUAACUACAUCAACAUCAACGACUAGUGGAUCGUCAUAUCAAAGUGCGGGUACACGCACCGCUCUUCGUAUUUAUGAUGAAUGUGUACGUUCUGAAGGCGGUUUUGUGCCAUGCCUCAAAAAGAAAGCGAUCUCCUUCAUAGAUCGUAUAUCACACAUUGAUGCCAUAACCGUUGCAGAUGGCGUAAAAGUCGUACGGCUUUCACGUAACGACAUCACACCUCUUCACACCGCUUUUAGUGAGAAUGAAUUGGAAUCAAAUCUUCCACGCUCGUUGGAGGAUCGUGACAGUAAAUUAACACAUAUGCUGAUUGAACGUCUGAGUAACUUUUUCAAUGCACACUCCUUGCAAGUGAGUUUUCCUAAGGUAACUUCGGAGGAAAUUGGACGCGGUUUAGAAGAAGGUCGUGGCAAAAUGAAGAAAAUGAUGGGCAUGAUGAUGAUGGGCAUGGCAAUGAAAAUGAUGGGCAUGAUACCAAUGGCAAUGGGCAUGCUUUAUAUACUUGCUGGCAAGGCUUUAAUCAUAUCGAAAAUUGCACUUUUACUGGCUGGUAUAAUGGGUUUGAAGAAACUAAUGGCUGGACGAGGUGGCUCUAGUGGUGGUGGUGGUGGUACGAGUUGGUCAUCCAGCGGAGGCGGAGGUGGAUGGUCCUCUGGUGGUGGCGGUGGUUACGAUCGACGUUCAUUCAAUGAAGCACAAGAAUUGGCGUACCGCAGUUACAGCAGGCAACCAAAUCAUUUAGUUUACCCACAACAAUCACAACUAAAGCAACAACAACAGCUACAAAAACAGCAGGGAAAAGUACAACAACAGCAACAGCAACAGCAGCAGCAGACACAGCAGCAGCAGCAACAAUACCAGCCGCAGCAAUUACAACUGCAACAAGUGCAAAAGUCAUAAAUGCAGUAAAAGUUAAAUUACUAUAAAAUUUACAACAAAUAUGAAAAAUGAUUAAAAAUCGAUCAUGAGCAAAUUAUCUUGUAGAUAAUUUUUCUUUCAACAAAUUGCAACGACAUAGUUACUGACAACAGCUACGGCAAGAUCUUCACAUAAAAAGUUGAACUUUAUUUUUUUAUGAAAUUUUGUAAUUAUGUAUGUGUGCUUCAUAAAUUGUACUUACU